Punctularia strigosozonata HHB-11173 SS5 is the source of this 2655-nucleotide messenger RNA. RefSeq names its product glycerol-3-phosphate O-acyltransferase. The transcript has 11 exons. Lineage: Eukaryota; Fungi; Basidiomycota; Agaricomycetes; Corticiales; Punctulariaceae. Gene Ontology annotation, biological process: phospholipid biosynthetic process. Gene Ontology annotation, molecular function: glycerol-3-phosphate O-acyltransferase activity; glycerone-phosphate O-acyltransferase activity. Gene Ontology annotation, cellular component: endoplasmic reticulum membrane. The coding region runs from base 155 to 2515 and encodes 786 amino acids. The record is from RefSeq and is a predicted model, not a curated record.
CGAGACGGCAGGCCUGCGGCCUAGGUGUCCUGUGUUUCCCUUAUACACUCCUUACGACUUGCUCACGAACCGCUCGUUAUCUUUGUCUCUCUGGCAUUGAACUAUCGGGCUUAACUUGCUUUGUGCUGUUGUAACACCUACUAGAUUCACCUCGAUGAGCGACGCUUCGCAUAAGACCAGCAUCGCCUACGAUGCCUCACUGGUCCUAUGGCAGGCUAUCGUCAACAUCUUCUUCCGGGAGAUUCGUCCGCGCGGGGCAUACAACAUCCCGCGGAUUGGGCCCGUCAUCUUCGUCGGGGCGCCUCAUUCAAAUCAGUUCUUGGAUCCACUGCUCCUGAUGCUCGAAGUGCACCGGGAGACCCGGCGACAUGUUCAAUUUCUUAUAGCAGCAAAGAGUAUGCAGCGGAGGGCGAUUGGGUUCUUUGCGGGCUUGGUGUCGAGCAUUCCUGUUCGACGAGCCGUGGACGAAGCCAAGCCAGGGAAGGGGACAAUUCAGCUCUCUCCCGAUGACGCAUGCCUUGUCCUCGGCCAGGACACUGAGUUCGCCAAGCAGCUUGCUCCGAAGAUGCAGAUUUUGCUGCCGAGGACAGUCGGAUCGAGCGUUGCGGAGGUCGUGGAGGUGAUCUCGGACACAAAAGUGCGGAUCAAGCGUGAAUUUGGUGGAGACAGCGGGAAGGGAACCGCCCGUAUCCGCGAAAAGCAGUCAGAACUGCUCCAGUCCGGAGAGAAGGGCUUCACGUACAAGACGUUGCCGUUCAUUAACCAGAAAGAUAUGUACCAACAUGUUUACCAGACGUGUAAAGAAGGGGGCUCGAUUGGCAUCUUUCCCGAAGGUGGAAGCCACGACCGAACCGAUUUACUCCCGUUAAAAGCUGGUGUCUCGGUCAUGGCCCUCGGAGCUAUGGCAGACGAUCCGAAUGUCAAGGUUAAGAUCGUUCCGGUCGGAUUAUCCUACUUCCAUCCGCACAAGUUCCGGUCCCGUGCGGUGGUCGAGUUCGGGACAGCGAUGGACGUACCGUCAGAGCUCGUUGAGCUUUUCAAACAGGGCGGCGCCCAAAAGCGCGACGCUGUCGCUAAACUCAUGGAUCUCGUGUACGAUGGCUUGAAGACGGUCACCAUCAGAGCGCCCGACUAUGACACACUAAUGGUCAUCCAAGCUGCCAGGCGCCUAUACCGGACGCCCGGGCAGCAUCUGACGUUAGGUCAAGUCGUGGAGCUUAACAAGAGGUUCUUGGAGGGCUACAACCACUUCAAAGACGAGCCGAGAAUACAGCAGCUGCGUACGGAUGUACUGAAGUACAACCGCCUCGUUCGAGAUUUGGGCUUGCGAGACCAUCAGGUGCCAUUAGCUCAGAGGGCUACAUGGAAAACGCUUGGAUUGCUGUUGUACCGCAUUGGCCUUCUGCUAGUUUGGAGCGUGUUCGCAUUACCGGGAGUCAUCCUCAAUGGACCAAUCUUCAUAACAGCGAAGAUCAUGUCAGCGAAAAAGGCGAAAGAGGCUCUGGCCGCAUCUACUGUCAAGAUCGCUGGUCGUGACGUAGUCGCUACAUGGAAGAUCCUCAUUUCAUUAGGUCUCGCUCCCCUGCUCUACACCUUCUACUCCAUCCUGGCGGUGGUCAUCGCUGCGCGGUUCGGCGCCCCUCUCAAGUGGCGCAUCGCAGCACCGCUGUUAUUCAUCUUUGCAUCGCCGUUCAUUGGAUAUGCAGCACUGAAAUUUGGAGAAGCCGGUAUGGACGUGUUCAAAUCCCUUCGUCCCUUGAUCCUUGCCCUGCUCCCCGGUCAUCAGAAGCAACUGAACAAGCUAAAGGAGAUGAGAGCACAACUAUCGAAUGAGUUGGCGGAUGUCAUAAACACGUUUGGACCCAAACUGUACCCCGACUUCGACCAGGCGAGGAUCCUCAUUCCAUCUGCCAAACCCCCUCCGUCGACUCCCCGUGACUCCCGUGGGCAGAGCAUCGCCGCAGGCCAUGAUGGGAACGAUAGCAUAUUGGCGCAUCCUAUGACGUGGCUUGAUGAGAAGCUUUUCGGAUGGAGCACUAGUUCGAAGCGAGGCACGAGUGCCUGGGCAGGGGGUUCCAAGAGCCACGAUGCAAGCACGCUAGCGACGCCGGACGAUUCGGACGACGAAGAUGCCGGCGAUUAUGAUAACGUUCUCGGCUACCUGCCCAGUCAGGAUCUUCGCGUGCCUCCCUCCCAAAAGUCGCGGAGUCGCAAUGGAUCUUACGCCGACCUGCAAAAGCUGCGGCUCACGAAGCCCGAUGAGGAUAUGCCGUCGUCGUCGACUACUACCGCGACAGAAGCCCGAACGGCGGUAGGUGACGAGGGUGAAGGGUCGUCCCCCACGGAGAGGUUGCGGUACCGCGGAGCCCAUCGUGACCGAAGAGGCAGCCUCACAGACUUGAUCGCGGUCGAAAGAAUAGGGACCGUUGAUCGCGAGGAGUCGUUCAAGGAAGCUACAGAAGAACUGAAUGCCGAGAUUUCCAAAAACAGAGCGGCACACGACAGCAAGGCGUGAAUGACGGCGCUAUUGGAUCUCCCAAUGACGAUGUAUCGUUCGUUUUCCUUAUGCAGCGCGACUUCCUGUUGUGUCUGUAUAGCUCUUUGUACCAUUCCUUAACAUCGCUAAUCAGGAUCAGUUGAUCGUCGUUGUGCCGU